Messenger RNA from Ostertagia ostertagi, 219 nucleotides. Lineage: Eukaryota; Metazoa; Nematoda; Chromadorea; Rhabditida; Trichostrongylidae. The record is from the annotation of a GenBank genome assembly.
AUGAGAAGAUUGGAAUUUGCCAAUCCUCUGGGAUCGGCUACUCCGCUUUCGGCUCUAGAGCUAUGGAGUUGUCCGGAGGAGGUCGACAUCAACCUCAACGAUCCUCAAGUCGGUGAGGCGGCGAAGAAGAUUCAGAAUGUUUUCAGGAGCAAAAAGCUGGACAAGAAGUCAAACGCUGCCGCUGAAGUUGCGAACGGUUCCACUGGUGUAAGCGGAUGA